AUGAUGAGAGCUGGUAGCCAUCUUCCAGUUUCGAUACCAGUGGGUAACGCUGCCAAGAAGGAAAGAGGAGGGGCUUCUCGCUCUGCAAUGUUUCCCUUGGCCGAGAUUUGGAUCCACACCAUUCCCCUUCUCGUCUUGCUUUGCUUCUUCAUUCUCUGGUGGUUGUCUCGUCCAGUAAAUGUGGAGAUAAAGGAUGGCAGAAUUGUGGCUAUACAUCAUGUGGAGAUGCCAUUGCCUCUUAGUGAUUCUCAGAUUGAUGUAUCCCUCCUGGCAUCUGCUGCAUCACCAGUUGCCUCGGUAUCACUAAAUCUCACAGUAAUCGACGAAUCCUCGGUAUUAGCUUCUGAUUGACGGAUCGGUUUUGAGGAAUUCUCGUUUCUGUUGAUGUACCCGGUUUUCGAUUUAUUGGUUCGACAUUUUAAGGCCUUGUACUGAAAUAUAACUGUUCUUAUC
Gossypium arboreum is the source of this 453-nucleotide messenger RNA. RefSeq lists its product as uncharacterized. The record is from RefSeq and is a predicted model, not a curated record. NCBI's taxonomy places the organism in Eukaryota, Viridiplantae, Streptophyta, Magnoliopsida, Malvales, Malvaceae. The transcript is spliced from 2 exons. Bases 1 to 351 code for a protein of 116 amino acids.